Molecule: messenger RNA, 1713 nt
Organism: Syngnathus typhle (broad-nosed pipefish)
Lineage: Eukaryota; Metazoa; Chordata; Actinopteri; Syngnathiformes; Syngnathidae
Gene: e2f3
Product: E2F transcription factor 3
Exons: 6
Coding region: 264-1199 (311 amino acids)
Biological process (GO): regulation of transcription by RNA polymerase II
Cellular component (GO): RNA polymerase II transcription regulator complex
Molecular function (GO): DNA-binding transcription factor activity, RNA polymerase II-specific; protein dimerization activity; RNA polymerase II cis-regulatory region sequence-specific DNA binding
Source: RefSeq, a predicted model, not a curated record
GGUAGUUCUAUUGCGUCACGGCGGAACGCCUCAGGCUGCUAGCUAGGUUAGCAAUCAUCGGUCGUUACUCCUGCAGAAAGAAGGUCAUUAUUUUACCUAAAAGUGGCUGUUAACACUCCGCGUUACUUUUUGCAUAAAAAGAAAAAACACAUUUGCAUGUGCGUGCGUUGAUAAUCCCAUUGUAAUGUUCAAGGCAGUUUCUACGCGUGUGCUAGCGAGGCACGUUAACGGCUAGCAUAAUAAGAGCUGCAACAUUUCUGGAGAUGCUCGGCGACGCAAUGAUUACAAGUGGGACAUCCGAAGUUUCCUGCAGCAAUAAACAAGAGUCACCGAAGUCCCUCGACGAGACGCAGCGGGCGCCGCCGCAACAGACCCCAACAAAGUUGGUUUUGAUCUGGCCCAAUCCAAGUUCUGAUCAGCCUGCCAAGCAAAAGGAGGAGGAGUUGGAAGAUGAUGAUGAUCCAAGUCAGGAUGAUGGGAUAGUGUUAUCUGUCUCCGACCACAGUGCAUUAAACCUAUCUACAGGAGAAGAAACCGCUCUCUAUUUCAAUCCAGAUUACAACAGAAAGUCUCGAAACGACACAUCGCUUGUUUUCUUGACAAGAAAGUUUUUGGAUUUGCUGCAGAGUUCAAAAGAUGGCAUUUUGGACCUUAACCUUGUGAGCCAGGAGAUCAACUUCUCCAAGAGACGCAUCUACGAUGUCACAAACGUCUUGGAGGGGAUCAACUUGAUCAAAAAAAUAUAUAAGAAUCAUAUACAGUGGUUGGGUGGCAGUCCCAGUAAGGACACCAUCCAAAUAAUGAAUGAUCUCGCAGAAGAAGAGAAAAAGCUGGACGAGCUGAUCGAAAGCUGCACAGGGGAUCUCCACGCGAUGUGUGUGGACGAGGAGAACAGCAAAUUUGCCUAUGUAACCUAUGAGGACAUUCAAACCAUCCCCACACUGAGUGAUCAAACUCUACUCGUCAUCAAAGGCCCCGAAGACACAAUCCUGAAUGUCACGCACCCAAAAGAAAGCUUCCAAGUCCACAUGAAGAGCACUCGGGGUCCGAUCGACGUGUUGAUCUGCUCAGACGAGCCUCUUCCGAUGGAAGUCACGGGGGGUCAGGUGGACGGCGACGCCAAUAGCGAUCACAACUCUGCCAAUGACUCGUACACUUCAUUUGUUCAGAUGCCCCUGAAAAGCGAACCUUGUUAUUAACACUAUCCAAGAAAAGCCUGUUCUCCAAAUACAACCCCAAACUCCCUCCAAAGAUUGCUAAUGUUUUUGCAAGUUGAAAAAUGAGCCAUUUAUUUACCUCUGUGACACUGAAUGUACCUGAAAUGUUGUCAUUGCAUCACAAAUUGUUUUACACAUUAGAUGCUUUAUUCAUAGUCUUGUCUCCCAGGUGAUGACAUUUUCCAAAAAGUUUUUGUAGUUGUACGAGAGUUUUCAAUGUCACCCUUAAAGCGCUGUUCAUGUCAACAAAUAAUAAAAUCGAUACACUACCUUGAAUUCGGACCACAAACUGUAUCGUCAAUCUUUCAAUUGUGUAAACUGAUGUGCUAAUCACGCAAUGCUUGAUUGUGGAAAGAUUUUAAAUCAACUUUUUUUUCCUCAAGAGGUUGCGUUCCAUUUUAGUUUCAUUUUGCUGUGGUCACUAUUGUGAAGAUCUUGUGUCUGGUAAGAGUGUGAGCUUACACCUGUUUGAAAUAAAGUGCCUUUUAAAAAGUCA